Molecule: messenger RNA, 2228 nt
Organism: Solanum stenotomum
Lineage: Eukaryota; Viridiplantae; Streptophyta; Magnoliopsida; Solanales; Solanaceae
Product: probable polygalacturonase At3g15720
Exons: 4
Coding region: 437-1933 (498 amino acids)
Biological process (GO): carbohydrate metabolic process
Molecular function (GO): polygalacturonase activity
Source: RefSeq, a predicted model, not a curated record
CGCGUACACCCACUUUCUUUCCUUAAUCGCCAAAAGAACGCUAUACACCCUACCCACCCCUUCUUCACUCUUCCCCUAUCGAUUCCUCCUUUGUAUUUCCCUGUGAGAAUCCGUUCGGAUGGUACUAAUCCGUACAACAGCUGGCCCUUAUCCAUGGAGGAAUUUCGAAUUUUCUCAGGAUUCACGAGCAGAAUUUUUCAUCAAAAGAAAGGAGUUUUUCAGAUAGCCACUCCAAGUUUAAGAAUUUUUAGAAGAGCGUUUUCUUCUUCGGUUGUUUCUAGCUUCUGAAGUUUCACUGUCAAGCUGGUCGUUCCUAGUGGCUUCUCCAAAAAGGGAUUUGGAUGAAACCUCGUCAAGUACUAGUGUCCAAUUUUCAAUUCAAGGUAAAUAUAAGGGUCUCUUAGGCUAUUUGGUCAGAAAAAAGGGAAAAAAGUCAAUGACUAAAAACCUCCACUUUCUUAUUUCCAUUUUCCAAUCAAAUCAUUUAUUUCAUUCUCAAAUUAUGUUUCAACUUCAAUUACUCCUCUCAAUUCUCACUUUGUCCUUUGCUGCCCAAUCAUAUUCUUCCACGUCGCAAUUCUCUAUUCUCCAAUCCAAUCAUCACCCUAAAUCCAACCUCUUAUCCAUCUCUGUCACUGAGUUUGGUGCUGUCGGCGAUGGCGUCAAAUACGACACCAUUCCGAUCCAGAAAGCUAUAGAUGCAUGCUCGACCAUCGUAUCCAAACAUCGUUGUCCAUGCCACGUUAUCUUCCCCCCGGGAAAGUACCUAACGGCAACAGUAUUCGUGAAAUCAGGCGUCGUAUUGGAUAUUCACCAGAAGGCAACAAUUUUGGGAGGAUCAAAGUUAGAGGAUUACCCGAAGGAGCAGAGCAGGUGGUAUGUGGUACUGGCGGAGGAUGCAGUGGAUGUUGGGAUCAUCGGAGGAGGAGAAAUCAAUGGACAGGGAUUGAAGUUUGUAGAGAGAUUUGAUGACAAGAAGAAUGUGAUGGUAAGCUGGAACCAUACUGGAGCUUGCCUUGGAGAUGAGUGUAGGCCGAGGUUGGUAGGGUUCAUCAGCUGCCGGAAUAUUAAAGUCUCCGAUGUUAGACUCAUUGAACCUGCUUAUUGGUGUUUGCAUGUUGUACGAAGUGAUAAGACAUCAAUCUGUGAUGUAACCAUAUAUGGGAACUUCAAUUCACCCAACAACGAUGGUAUAGACAUAGAGGACUCUAACAAUACAGUUAUCACUAGAUGCAACAUCAACACAGGAGACGAUGCUAUCUGUCCAAAGUCAUCAAAUGGACCUGUCUACAACCUCACAGCAACAGAUUGCUGGAUUCGAACAAAAUCUUCUGCCAUCAAACUUGGAAGCGCUAGCUUUUACACGUUCAAAAAUUUCUUGUUUGACAACAUUACAAUUGUUGAAUCUCAUAGAGGCCUCGCUCUACAAAUUCGAGAUGGAGGAAAUGUUAGUGACAUGAUCUUCUCAAACAUAAACAUCAGCACAAGAUACUACCACCCAUCAUGGUGGGGAAGAGCAGAGCCUAUCUAUGUGACAACCUGUCCAAGGGAUGCUAGUUCAAAAGCAGGUUCAAUUUCCAAUUUGCUAUUUGUGAACAUCACAGCAACUUCUGAAAACGGCAUCUUCUUAUCGGGGUCGGGAGGUGGAGUCCUGAGCAAUCUAAAGUUCUUAAACAUGAACCUGACGUACAAGAGAUGGACACAGUUCCCAGAUGGGUUGGUAGAUUACAGGCCAGGAUGCCAAGAACUUGUAAAGCACCAACUUGCGGGAUUCAUGAUGGAGCAUAUUGAUGGUCUGGUUGUUGAAGAUGUAGUCAUGAAAUGGUCUAGUGAUGAAUCAAUGAGAUGGAAUAAUCCAUUGGAUUUCAGGCCAUCUACUGUAAAUAGUAUUUCUUUGCUCAAUUUCUACUCCAGAUCCUACCAAGAACAGUAAGGAUGAGGGGAUAAACAGGAAGCUGCAAGUAAAAAAGAAUUGUUCUAUAGAAAAAUAAAGCUGCAAAUAUGUGCUCAUGAUGAAUGCAAAGCGAUGUUGAUUUGAGCUCGUCCCAGUUGAGCGCCCAUUCUAUGUUUCCCCAUGGCUGAUUUGACCAAAGUUGUUAACCAAUUCUGUUACCUAUUCGGAAUGGUUACCUUUUAGCUACUCUGUUUUGCUUUCUCGGAUGAUCUACGAAUAUUGGUGAUUGUAACGAAUGUUACACCAGUGUGCCAUAAAGAUAUUUUACCUAAUA